Messenger RNA from Magallana angulata, 897 nucleotides. RefSeq names its product cell death abnormality protein 1-like. Gene Ontology annotation, molecular function: scavenger receptor activity. The record is from RefSeq and is a predicted model, not a curated record. The transcript is spliced from 7 exons. The coding region runs from base 46 to 834 and encodes 262 amino acids. Lineage: Eukaryota; Metazoa; Mollusca; Bivalvia; Ostreida; Ostreidae.
GAGAGCGUAUCAGUUUGACAACACAUUCCAAGACAAAUUUUAGAUAUGACGGCACAAAACAGAAUUUGUAUGUGUGUUCUCAUUUUUACUGGUCGAGUCUUGUUGUCAGUUGGACUAUCAUCACAAACACCAGAAAGUAUUGAAGAUUACACCAAUGGAAUACAGUGCAAGACUUGGGAUGCUUCUUUCAGUAAAUGCAAAGAGUGUCAUAGUGGAUUUUUGGGAAUAAAUUGCAUGCCAUGUCGCUACCCUAGCUACGGAAGGGACUGUCAAAAAAAGUGUAACUGUAAUGAAACUGUCUGCAAUCCAUCGACUGGAUGUGAAGAUGGCUCACCUACACUUCCACCGAUAUCGACCUCACUCAUCAUUGAGAAGAUCUCUGUUACUCAGAUUAUGACUUUGAAAACUACUGCAGCUUGUUCUGUUGGUUACUUUGGAAGUAGCUGCGAUAAACCGUGUCGAUAUCCAUCAUUUGGUUUCCAUUGCCAGUCUGAGUGUAUUUGCAGUGAGGAAAAAUGUGACCACGUAGUAGGUUGUAAUGCUGCAGAUUGCCCUGUCGGUUUCUUUGGAAGUAGCUGCGAUAAACCGUGUCGAUAUCCAUCAUUUGGACUCCAUUGUCAGUCUGAGUGUAUUUGCAGUGAGGAAAAUUGUAACCACGUAGUAGGUUGUAACGAAUCGUCUAUAUUCUGUAACUUUGAGGAAGGCCACGAAUUACAAGCUUUGGUGUAUAGUACAGUGGCGCUAAGUGUUUGGGCGAUUAUUCAAAUCAGCAUCUAUCUAUAUUUAGCAUUGCAUUCUUCGUCAGCAAUUCAAUUAAAUAUAAGUUAUACGUAACGAAUAAAUAUGACGAAUUCCCUUGUUUACAUAGAUUAUGCAAUUCCAGUUUGUAUAUGUCAA